CAGUAACUCUCAGACUGGAGAAGAUGAAUGAUUUAAAAGAUGAGGAGGACGGCUCAGUGUCUGCAGUCCCCAGAUGUCUGUCUCUGAAGAGUGACGGGUCUAUGUACGAACCUCCAGACUUCAGUAAUGAACCUGGACCCUCAGACACAAAAAAGAAGAGCAAAACUCCUGUUUCUGUGGAGGAGCAGCGGUCCAGCUGUGCUUUGUGUCAGGACGUCCUGAAGGAUCCAGUCUCUACCAGCUGUGGACACUGGUUCUGCAGACAGUGCAUCGCCUCAUACAGGGACCAGUCUGCUUCAUCAGGAGACUCCCCCUGUCCCCAGUGUGGAAAAAGAUCCAGAACAAGACUGCAGACAGCCAGUCAGACCAGCUGUGCACACAGUCUGCAGGAGGUUUUAGAUAAACAUAGGAUCAGUCUGAAGAGGAGAUGUGAACGUGUGACUGAAGGAAGUGAAGAAACAGUGAGUAAAACCCUCCUCAACAGGAUCUACACUGAGCUCUACAUCACAGAGGGACUGAGUGAAGAGGUUAAUACUCAACAUGAGGUGAAGCAGCUUGAGACAGCUUCCAAGAAAAAGACCCUCCGUGACGCUCCAAUCAAGUGCCACGACAUCUUUAAAGCCUCACCUGACCAACAGGUGCACAUCAGAGUCGCUCUUACGGUCGGCGUCGCUGGCGUUGGAAAAACCUUCUCAGUGCAGAAGUUCACUCUGGACUGGGCAGAGGGUUUGGAAAACCAAGAUGUCAGUCUGGUGAUUCCGCUUUCGUUCAGGGAACUGAACUUGAUCAAAGCUGAGCAGCACAGUCUUCUCAGGUUGCUCCAUGUUUUCCAUCCAACCUUACAGAAGGUCACAGCAGAGACGCUCGCUGUCUGUCACGUUUUGUUCAUCUUUGACGGCCUGGAUGAAAGCAGACCUUCACUGGAUUUCCACAACAAUGAGGUUGUGUCUGAUGUCACACAGCAGUCAUCAGUCAACGUGCUGUUGACAAACCUCAUCAGGGGGAAUCUGCUUCCCUCGGCUCUCGUCUGGAUAACUUCCCGACCUGCAGCAACCAAUCAGAUCCCUCCUGCAUGUGUGGACAGGGUAACAGAAGUACGAGGCUUCACUGACGUCCAGAAGGAGGAGUACUUCAGGAGGAGAUUCAGUGAUGAAGAACGGUCCGGCAGAAUCAUCUCUCACAUCAAGACAUCCAGGAGCCUCCACAUCAUGUGUCUGAUCCCUGUCUUCUGCUGGAUCACUGCUACAGUUCUGGACCACAUGUUGACUACAGACCCAAGAGGAGAGCUGCCCCAGACCCUCACUGACAUGUACUCACACUUCCUGCUGGUUCAGACCAAGAGGAAGAAGCAGAAGUAUGAUGAGGGACAUGAGACGAGUCCACGGGAGCUGACGAAGGCUGACGGGAAACUUCUUCUGAAGCUGGGGAGGCUGGCGUUUGAACAUCUGGAGAAAGGAAACAUCAUGUUCUACCAAGAAGACCUGGAGCAGUGUGGUCUUGAUGCCACGGAGGCCUUGGUUUACUCAGGAGUUUGUACAGAGAUCUUCAAAAGAGAGAGUGUGAUCUUCGAGAAAACAGUCUACUGCUUUGUUCAUCUGAGCAUUCAGGAGUUUCUGGCUGCAGUCUACCUGUUUCACUGUUACUGCAAGAGGAACACAGAGGUACUGAAGGACUUCCUGGGGAGUGACUGGAAGAAUGACUUCCUGGGGAGUGACUGGAAGAAGGACUCAUCCCUGGAUGUCUUCCUGUCUGAAGCCAUGAAGAAAUCCCUCACAAGUAAGAAUGGCCACCUGGACCUGUUUGUCCGCUUUCUCCACGGCCUCUCUCUGGAGUCCAACCAGAGACUCUUAGGAGGCCUGCUGGGUCAGACAGACAACAGUCCAGAAAUGAUCCAGAGAGCCAUCAACACCCUGAAGGAGAUGAGCAGUGAAGAUACCUCUCCUGACAGAAGCAUCAACAUCUUCCACUGUCUGACAGAGAUGAAGGACCACUCAGUACAUCAGGAGAUCCAAGAGUUCCUGCAGUCAGAGAACAGAUCAGAGAAGAAACUAUCUGAGAUCCAGUGCUCAGCUCUGGCUCACAUGCUGCAGAUGUCAGAGGAGGUUCUGGAUGAGUUGGACCUGAAGAAGUACAACACGUCAACGGAGGGACGACACAGACUGAUUCCAGCUGUGAGGAACUGCAGAAAGGCUUUACUUUAUGAAUGUUACAUCUCAGAGACUGAUUGUGAAGUCGUGGCCUCAGCUCUGAAGUCCAACCCCUCCCAUCUGAGAGAGCUGCACCUGUAUAUAACAUCACUGAAGGAUUCAGGAUUGAAGCUGCUGUCUGCUGGACUGCAGAGUCCAAACUGUAGACUGGAGACGCUGAGAUUGAGGGGCUACAGUCUGUCAGAGAUCAGCUGGGCUUCUCUGUUCUCAGCUCUGAAGUCCAACCCCCCCCUCCUGAGAGAGCUGGAGCUGAGUUACAACAAGCUGCAGGAUUCAACAGUGAAGCUGCUGUGUGACCUUCUGGAGAGUCCAGACUGCAGACUGGAGACUCUCAGAUUGAGGAGCGACAGUCUGUCAGAGAUCAGCUGGGCUUCUCUGGUCUCAGCUCUGAAGUCCAACCCCUCCCAUCUGAGAGAGCUGGACCUGAGGGACACCAAGCUGCAGGAUUCAUUAGUGAAGCUGCUGCGUGACCUUCUGGAGAGUCCAGACUGCAGACUGGAGACUCUCAGGAUCAAUAAGAAGUUGAUCACAGCUGAGAAACACACAACAUAGGACUCCAUCAAACUGGAUGUGUGAACAAACCUGCCCGAGGAAGACAGCAAGGUGAAAGAGGAGCAGCUGCACGGUGUGAAGUAUAUUUAUGGAGCUUCACCACAGAAUCAAAUGUAGUUAUUGGUAAUUGUUUGCCUGGGACCGACCUGCAGGCUCAGCUUGUAUUAGCUCAGAUCAACUGGUCCUCCUGCUGGAGAGACGAGUGGAAGAUGGAGCAGUUCAUAUCUAAAUAUAUAUAUAUAUAUAAUUAACUUGGGUUACUUAAAUAUAUUUCUUAAAGCUUAAAGUGCAUCAACCUGUUCACCUUUCAUAAGUUCUCUUGCUGGAGUUCUGAUAUACACUUGUACUUGUUUAAACUUCAUCAGACUUCUUGUUUUUGAUACUCAUCGUCGCAUCUUAAACAUUAUUCUUCAUUUCUACAUUAAACUGCGUAUUAGUGGAAGUACUUUGUGAUUUGAAGAGAACAUUUAGUUCUCAAAGAGGAGACAACUCCUGAUGAUGUCAUCAAGAGAAAAGGAAUAGAAGGGAUUUUAUUUGUAUCUUUUAUCAUUUAGUUUGUAAGUUUUAUGCAUUAUGAGAACAUUGUGUUAAGAUGUUCCUUUGUUAUGGUUUGUAACUAUAAAAAUCGCCAAAAGAUAUUCUCUUCUUAUAAAUAUAUGAAAUU
Cottoperca gobio is the source of this 3423-nucleotide messenger RNA. RefSeq names its product NLR family CARD domain-containing protein 3-like. The transcript is spliced from 8 exons. Lineage: Eukaryota; Metazoa; Chordata; Actinopteri; Perciformes; Bovichtidae. The record is from RefSeq and is a predicted model, not a curated record. Bases 24 to 2759 code for a protein of 911 amino acids.